This is a messenger RNA of Lentinula edodes (shiitake mushroom), 1086 nucleotides long. Its product is annotated as DHS-like NAD/FAD-binding domain-containing protein. The transcript is spliced from 10 exons. Gene Ontology annotation, molecular function: NAD+ binding. NCBI's taxonomy places the organism in Eukaryota, Fungi, Basidiomycota, Agaricomycetes, Agaricales, Omphalotaceae. Bases 1 to 1086 code for a protein of 361 amino acids. The record is from RefSeq and is a predicted model, not a curated record.
AUGCGUGUUUCCGUCCCAAAUCUACCCAAGUCUCUUCUUUUAAAUUCUUUAACAAAGCAAGUCCCGGUUUCCGAAGCUGUUGAUAGCGUUACGGCCUUCUUAGCACCAGGAAAUGUUACUCUGAUCACUGGCGCCGGUGUCAGCGUCGACUCUGGAAUACGAGCGUACCGUGGACGCGAUGGUCUAUACAUGAAUCCAAAUUACAAACCUAUCUUCUAUCAUGAACUCCUGGACGAGACUGAGAAAGGCCAGUCAUUCCGGCAAAGAUAUUGGCUUCGAUCAUACCUGGGAUAUCCUUCUGUACGGGAAGCUCUCCCAAAUACAACCCACUAUGCUGUCGCAGCUCUGCAGCACGCUGGUGUCAUUCCUCGUCUCAUAACUCAGAAUGUUGAUGGUUUACAUCAUGCAGCUUUAUCAAUGGCACAUCCCAGCCCAGUCAUGGUUGAAAAGUCCCUUCUCGAAUUACACGGCACUCUACACCGUGUAAGAUGUAAACACGGACAUCUCGUUGAUAGAAACGUGUUUCAGGACUGGCUUUCUUCUGCCAACCCAAAAUGGAAGGAUUUUGCGGAUACGGGCACAGAACUUCGAACAAAUCCGGAUGGUGAUGUUGCAAUCGAACAUUUAGGUGCAUCAUACAACGACUUUGUCAUACCUGAAUGUCCUACUUGUCUGCAAGAGAAUAGACACAAUGACGUGCACAAACCUGAUCUCAUAUUUUUUGGAGAAUCCAUUUCAGAACAUGUCAAGAAGCGAUCGUACUUGGAUAUAGAGAAUAGCGACCGUCUCCUUCUCAUAGGAACGACGCUCGCCACAUAUUCUGCGUUCAGGCUGCUAAAACACGCCCUUGCACUAGGAAAACCUGUUUUAAUGAUCAACGUUGGGCCUUCGAGAGCAGAUGUCGUCGAAGGAGUGCACAAAUUAGAUAUCGCCAGCGGGGACAUCAUGCGUGACGUCGUUCGCAAUGUUCUUGGACAUCGUGGUGCUGUAGACUCUACUGUUGAAAAAAUGCUAUCGAGUGGAAUAAGAAGGCCUCCACUCAUCGACGAUGAUGACAGUGCCCCUCGAAAUGCGGGUGAAGAUUAA